Dictyostelium discoideum AX4 is the source of this 384-nucleotide messenger RNA. The record is from the annotation of a RefSeq genome assembly. Lineage: Eukaryota; Evosea; Eumycetozoa; Dictyosteliales; Dictyosteliaceae.
AUGCAAAACAAAAAAAUAGCACAUAUAGUAAGAAUAGAAAUGUUUGAAGAAAAAAUAGAUAGAUUAGAUUUAAUAUUUACCAAAUAUGUAGAAUAUAAAUUUCCUUUAUAUUUAUUAGGAAAAUUAUGGUUAUAUAAAUUUAUAAGACGAAAAUUUAAUUUAAUAGGACCUUUAAAUGAACAAAUUUUAAGUCCAUAUUUACAAUUUAAUUUAUAUUUUGAUAAAUCGAAAGCCCGAAAGGAAACGUUUAAAGUAUAUUUAGGAAAAAUUGGAUUUGUUUUAUUACAUGUUUUUUAUUUAAGUUGUAUUGCAUAUUAUGAUAGUUUUUUAUAUGCCAAAGUAAUGAAUGACUGGUUAGAAGAAGUUAUGAGAACAAGAUAUUAA